AUGUCGACGGAUGAAGAAGAAGCUAUUUCAAUGACGUCGAAAGACGCAAAAGAUGUCGAAAUAGCAGCCCUGAAGGCUGAGGUAUUACGGCUACAAAAAUAUGCCGUAAUACCUCAGUCUUUAGGGUUGGAUCCGGGGCAGCCCGUACCAUUGGCGACGCAGCCGCCCCUACCAGCGGCGACGCAGCCGCCCGUACCAGCACUACCAGCGGCGACGCAACCGCUCGUACCAGCACUACCAGCGGCGACGCAGCCGCCCGUACCAGCACUACCAGCGGCGACGCAGCCGCCCGUACUAGCACUACCAGCGGCGACGCAGCUGCCCGUACCAGCACUACCAACGGCGACGCAGCCGCCCGUACUAGCGGAGAUGCAGCCGCCCAGCGCCCCAUCACAAACAAGACCAAGAAGAUGGGAGAAAAGUAAGUAUGCCAGAGGGCAUCGAGGAGGACGCGGUGGACGCAGAGAACGUGGACGCGGUGGAUACAGUGGACGCGGUGGACGC
Messenger RNA from Cyphomyrmex costatus, 504 nucleotides. Its product is annotated as vegetative cell wall protein gp1-like. The transcript is spliced from 3 exons. Lineage: Eukaryota; Metazoa; Arthropoda; Insecta; Hymenoptera; Formicidae. The record is from RefSeq and is a predicted model, not a curated record. The annotation marks the transcript as partial.